Peronospora matthiolae is the source of this 2919-nucleotide messenger RNA. Lineage: Eukaryota; Oomycota; Peronosporomycetes; Peronosporales; Peronosporaceae. The record is from the annotation of a GenBank genome assembly.
AUGAGCCCAAGUAACGACUCCGGUUUCAAGGUCGAGCCUUUCGACGGCUCGAAUUAUGGGUUGUGGAGUUACAAGAUGAAGAUGUACCUGAUGUCGAAGGGGCUGUGGGGCGCGAUCGCGGGCGAUGAGACAACAAGUGAGGCCAAGGAACAGCAAGCCCACGCCGCGAUCGUGCUGAAUCUGAGCGAUUCACAGUUGAUGCAUGUCAUCGACUCGGCCACCGCAAGAGAAGCGUGGGGACGUCUGGCGCGAUUUCAUCACAGUCAUGACAUGGCGAAUCGACUUUGGCUGAAGGAAAAGUUCGCGUCGUUCAAGUAUGCAGCAUCAAGCAUGAGCGGUCAUGUGAUGGAGCUGGAGGACCUCGUGAUGAAGAUGAAGCGCGCGAACUACGGUCCAAGCGAAGAGGACGUGUGCGCAGUACUGUUGCGGAGUCUACCUUCAAGCUUCGAGAGCUUGGUACAGGCAUUCCGCAUGUCCGUCGCAAGCUUCAGUUUCAGUGACCUCGUGAGCAAGUUGAUCGCCGAAGAAGUGCGCCAGAAUGAGGCUGCACGGGUAGAAGAUGCGACGGCGCUCUACGCAGGCAAGAGGAAGGGUAAGCAGUACCCGAAGAAGCAACAAGUACGGCGCGCGAAAGGACCAUCAGGGACCUGCUACAACUGUGGCAAGGUCGGACACUACGCCAGAGAUUGUCGCUCCGGUCGAGGGCCAAGGGAGCAACAGCAUGACCAGUCGAAUGUCGCGUUUCAUGCCAGCGAAGGUUUCGCGAGCAACAGCUGGGUCAUGGACAGUGGCGCGUCAGCACACAUGUGCAAGGAUCGAGAUGCGUUCAAAGAGUACGAAGAAGUGCAUCAUGCGCGAAGCAUUUCAAGCGCAAAGAGCGACGUGAAGCUGAAUGUCAUCGGACAUGGGACAGUGAAGCUGCGCGUCUGGACAGGACAUGCGUGGAUCGACGCUCGCCUUGAGAACACACUUCACGUUCAAGAUUUGUCCAAGAACCUGUUUUCGCUCACGGCUGCGGCAGCGCGCGGCAUGACAGUGGAGAUAACGCGCAACGAGUGCGUGGUCAAGCGUGGCGGCACACCCGUCGCAACAGGAAGGAAGCAGGGGUUCCUCCUGUAUCUCAAUGCUGACUGUGGUACGGAGUGCCACAUGGCCGAAGACGAUACAGAGCUAUGGCAUAGAAGAUUGGGUCACGUGUCGUAUGGUACGCUGAAUGCCAUGGUCAAGGACGGAAGGAUCAAGGGCGCAACGAUGAAGACGAACGUUGCGUGUGACGUAUGCGCAACGUCAAAGCAAGUGCGCAAGUCAUUCAAGACAAGUGAAGAAGACGCUGAAACCAGUGAGAGUUUGCGUUCCGACGUGGUGGUGUGCUCCGACGUUCUCGGUCCUAUCACACCAGCGUCCAAGUCUGGUUUCAGUUACGCCGUAACCUUCAUCAUGAUGAAGAGCAGGUAUGUAACGGUCUAUCCGUUGCGAAAGAAUAGCAACGUUCCGAGUGCGUUCAAGCGGUUUUACCAAGAUAUCAAGACAGCAUCUGGAACGAAGAUAAAGGUGUUGCGGAGUGACAACGGCGGUGAAUACCGGAACGCAACGAUGAACAACUUUUGCAAGGCAAAGUUCAUCAAGCAAGAGUUCACGGUUCCGUACAAUCCAGAGCAGAACGGGAUGGCGGAGCGGAUGAACCGCACGCUGGUGGAGAUGACGCGCUGUAUGCUCAAGGAAAGCGGUCUCGAAAAGUUGUACUGGUGCGAGGCACUAAUGACAGCGGCAGACAUCAAAAACAUUCUGCCGAACGCGUCGAACAAGAGCUCAAGCCCACACGAGAUGGUGUUCAAGAAGGUUCCGCGCAUCGAUCACAUGCGCGUGUUUGGUGCGCAAUGCUAUGCGCAUGUGGCGAAGGAGAAGAGGAAGAAGCUGGACGACUCAGGCCUGCGAUGUUUCUUUCUCGGCUAUGCGAAGGACCAAAAGGCGUAUCGGCUUCUUGACGCGGACGUUGGCUCAAUCGUGAUUUCAAGAAGCGUCACGUUCGCUGAGAAUUCUGUCUCGAAAAAAUCGAUAAGCAGAGACACGCGGGUGUUCGAUGUCAUUGAAGAAGAGGAAAGUGUGGAGGCGUCGCUACCCGAUGAUGAAGACAAACCAGCGCCGGUGACCGAAGAAGAGCUACGCACCCCACCACUUCGAGCGCAGAACAGCUCUCAUCCCGGACCAAGUGAUCGACCAAGCGACACCAUUCCUACGCGCGCAUCCAGCACACCCGGAAGAAAUGGAGAAGAAGAGUGGAUGGUGCGACCGGUUCGGAAGAAGCGCGGCGUGGUUCGCUACGAACAAGAAUUUCCAAGCCAUCGUCGCGGUCACUUCCAUUUGGACGACUACGAAGGUGACUUCGACUCUUUCUACUGUUUCUCGGCUGAAGAAGAUGGGGAACAAGCGUCCAGCUAUCAAGAAGUAAUGAAGAGCAGCUACAAGGAGCAGUGGCUACAGGCAAUGAAGAGCGAGAUGAAGUCGCUUGAAGAACACAGCACAUGGAAGCUUGUGGACAUGCCACCGGGCAAGAAGGCCUUAGGCUGCAAGUGGGUCUUCAAGAUCAAACGCGAUCCAAGUGGGGAGAUCAUCAAGUUCAAGUCACGCUUGGUUGUUAAAUGGUUCACGCAGCGUCCUGGUAUCAACUACAACGAGACCUUUGCACCAGUGGCGCGCAAGGAAUCUAUCAACACAGUGUUGGCGAUCGCUGCAGCCGAAGACCUGGAAGCAGAAAACGUUGAUGUCGACACAGCGUUUCUCUACGGCGAAGUGGAAGAGGAGAUCUACAUGGACCAACCUGACGGUUUUGAAGAUGAAGGAAGCCCGAAUAAGAAGUGUUUGCUGCAGAAGGCGCUAUACGGGACGAAGCAAGCGGCGCGGCAGUGGAACAACAAUUGA